This is a messenger RNA of Rhea pennata, 1530 nucleotides long. It is a transcript of the gene RBPJL, whose product is annotated as recombination signal binding protein for immunoglobulin kappa J region like. The coding region runs from base 1 to 1530 and encodes 509 amino acids. The record is from RefSeq and is a predicted model, not a curated record. NCBI's taxonomy places the organism in Eukaryota, Metazoa, Chordata, Aves, Rheiformes, Rheidae. The transcript has 12 exons. Gene Ontology annotation, molecular function: DNA-binding transcription activator activity, RNA polymerase II-specific; RNA polymerase II cis-regulatory region sequence-specific DNA binding. Gene Ontology annotation, biological process: regulation of transcription by RNA polymerase II. Gene Ontology annotation, cellular component: nucleus.
AUGACUGUUCUGGAGAGCAUCAGGAAUUCCAGCAGGAAGGACAAGAUGAGAAAGUGUGCGGAGCCCCUCACUCACCCGGGCCGGCCGCGGAGCCGGUCCCCGCCGCGCUGCUGGGCCAGAUCCAACCCGUACCAAACUGACCUGCUUCGGGACGGCGUACGUAGAUACCUGCAGCUGCCGGCAGACCAGACGGUACUGAUACUGCAUGCAAAAGUCGCACAAAAGUCAUACGGCAAUGAAAAGAGGUUUUUCUGCCCCCCACCCUGUGUUUACCUGACUGGGCCAGGGUGGAAGUUGAAGCAGGAGCAGAUCAAAGCCAGGGACCUGGGAGAGGCCGGAUCCCGGGUGUGCGGGUACAUGGGGCUGGACAGCAUGGGCAGCAGCCUCACGGAGACGCAGAAGCUCAGCUUCGAGGAGCAGCUGGACUCCAAGGGCUUCGGCUGCGCCAAAGCGCUCUACAUCUCGGACGCGGACAAGCGCAAGCAUUUCCGCCUGGUCCUGAAGCUCUUCUUCAGCAACGGGCAGGAGAUCGGCACCUUCCACAGCAAGCUCAUCAAAGUCAUCUCCAAGCCCUCGCAGAAGAAGCAGUCGCUGAAGAACACGGACUUGUGCAUCUCCUCGGGCUCCAAAGUCUCCCUCUUCAACCGCCUGCGCUCCCAGACCGUCAGCACCCGCUACCUCUUUGUCGAGGGGGGAGCCUUCAUCGCCAGCGCCAGGCAGUGGGCAGCCUUCACCCUCCACCUGGCCGACGAGCGCUGCACCCGGAGCGAGUUCCCGCUGAGGGAAGGGUACAUCCGCUACGGCUCGGUGGUCCAGCUCAUCUGCACGGCUACCGGCAUCGCUCUGCCUCCCCUGAUCAUCCGCAAGGUCACCAAGCAGUGCGCCAUGCUGGACGUGGACGAGCCCAUCUCCCAGCUCCACAAGUGCGCCUUCCAGCUGCAGGGCACCGACCGCAUGUACCUGUGCCUCUCCACGGAGAAAGUGAUCCAGUUCCAGGCCUCCCCCUGCCCGAAGGAAGCGAACCGGGAGCUGCUGAACGAUGGCUCCUGCUGGACCAUCAUCGGCACGGAGACGGUGGAGUACACCUUCAGCGAGAGCCUGCCCUGCGCCCGGGAGCCUGCGAGCCCUGUCCCACGCAUCACCGCCCUGCAGCUGACGGGCGGAGGGGACGUGGCCAUGCUGGAGGUGCAGGGCGAGUAUUUCCACGGGCACCUGAAGGUCUGGUUCGGAGACGUGGAAGCGGAGACGAUGUACAGGAGCCCCAAAUCCCUGGUGUGUGUUGUCCCUGAUGUCUCUGCCUUUGGCAGUGACUGGAGGUGGCUGCGAUACCCCAUCACUGUCCCGCUCCUGCUGAUCAGGGAUGAUGGGCUCAUCUACUCCAGCUCGUUCACAUUCACCUACACCCCAGAGCAGAGCUUCCUCCCAGGGCAGCCGGUCCUCUCAGAUGCCCCACAGGACUCGGACAAGUUACUCGACAGUAUCCACCAGGAGUUCACCAGGACCAACUUCCACCUCUUCAUGCAGAGCUAG